ACAAUACGUCACGAUAGUUAACCGUCGAGAAGAAGACCGCCAUUUUGGCUCAAACAAAGUCAGAAGUAUUUUAUCUCCCAGUAAUAUUCUGCCUUUUACCCACAAAGACCUCAUAAAAGUAAACAGGACACCACGUGUGUUUCCACGAGGGAUUGUUUAAUGCAGGUGUAUAUUUAGCUGCUUUUAACACCGCGUCAGUAGUAGGAAAAAAGUAACUAAAAUCUCCAUCUGAGCCUCUCUGUCAGCAGAGCCAGAGCUAUCCUGGCGUUUUACUAAAUUUAGCUCUGCUGUUUGACUCAAAGUGCUGCAGCGAUGGGUGGCUGCUCUGCUCCAAACUGCUCCAAUUCAACCAGCAUAGGGAAGCAACUGUUCAGGUUCCCCAAAGACCCGAUCCGUAAGAAGAAAUGGCUGGUGAACUGCAAACGAGACUUUGAACCAACUCCUCACUCCAGACUGUGUCAGGAUCAUUUUGAACAAAACCAGUUUGAGGAGGUUGCGAGGUCUCCAGCCGGAGGGAGGAAGCUGAAGCCCAAUGCCAUCCCUACUUUGUUCAGCAUAUCAGAACCUCCUUACCCUGCAGCCAGUGCUCAAUACAUAAUACUACCCAUGAAGCCCGAGCCAGUAGAGAAGGAGCUGAAUUUUGGAGACCAUGGGUAUGCCAGACGCACCCCUCUGCCUGGCAUGGAGGACGAGGAUGCUGAAGACCAUCAGCCCUGCACGCGCUGUCAACUCCUCAAGAAGCAGCUGGAGCAGGAGAUGCAGCACACAGCAAGGCUACAGAGGGAGGCAGAGGAGAUGAAGAAGCGCCUGUACCGGCUCGACCGCAUCGAGAAGGGUCUCCAGAAUUUUCUGUAUGAGGAUCAGAUCCGCGCCCUGUCUCUCAGCAAGCGCUCCCGCCGGGCCGUCUGGUCUCCUGAGACCAUCCUGAAAGCCCGAAAGAUCCGCUGUGCAGUCGGCACGAAAGGCUACGAGUACUUGAGAGAGCUGGGGUACCCUCUCCCCUCCUACAGGACUCUGUGCAACCGCUUGGAGACAAAGAUCAUGGUGACGACUGACAUGAGCUGCGAGGAGCUGGCGGAGCUCGGCCUCGGGCUCAUGGCCACAUGUGACAGUCCCUCAGCAGGGGUCGUGGACAAUGACGAGGAGGAACUGAUCGGCGUUUUGUCCUGAUGGAGGAAGAUGUUGAAUAUGCUGAACAAAACUUUGGAGGCUGUAACAAGAAGAAAGCCAGAUCAUGCUUCUUAUUCCAUCUUUGAAAGACUGAGCGUCAUAGAAUGUGCGCUUCGCUUGACAGAGAUUGUGAGUUGUGACAUGUUUGAGUUGUCACAUGGUCACGCUUGUAAUCUGCAAAUGCAGAGUUUUGCAGUUAAUCUAGGAUUGUCAUUGUCUUGACUCUUAUCAUGAAGAAGCUGAGCAACAAGAUGUGCUUCCUUCUGCGAGGAGAACAAUGUAGAUUAACUGGACUGGGGGAGUGGGGGUAAAAGUGUGGAAAUCAUUUGCACAUGCUCCGGUGUCUCACUGAGGAUCUAAUGAGCGACUCACUGACAGACGUUACACAGUUAAGCUCUGAUAGUAGUUUAGAUACUUAUAUAUCCUGAGUGGGAUCAAACCAUCCCAGAGUGGGGAACUGAUAUAUAAAGAUUUAUGAGGGAGAAAAGAAAUAGUUGAUUCCAGAUAAAGUGGCCGACACACUCCUCUUUGAGCUGGAAUGAAGACGUCACCUUUGUAAAAUGUGCAUGGAUUUUGCACUAAUAUGAAAAUGUUGAUAUAUUUAUAAGACUGCAUUCUUAAACUUCAUUGAAGAGUGUGUAACAUUGUCUGUCAACAAAUGCUUUAUCCGCUGUCUGUCGUCUGUGAUUCUCUGCUCGAUGUCCCGCAGACAGUGCUGAAAGACUCAAAGUGCUGCAUCACAUCAUGGCUUCAGUCUCAUAUCAUCCUGAGAAUCUUCUCUCAGUGUAACAUGUUCGGUGAAAAGUUUUCAUACAUCAGAAAAAGAAUCAAGCAUACUGAUAUUUCCAUGAUAGCUCCAUAUCUGCCUGAUAUUACAGGCCAAAGUACUGGUGGCAGACUCCCAGCUCACAUCUGAGUCUGAGUGUGGUGACCUUAUGAGGGCUACUGGGUAAUUAAACAGAUCUUACCCUGUGAGCUGAUUCAUCUACAUUUUAAAGUGAGAAAUGUAUCCACAUUAUGUAACAUUUGAUGGCAUUCAUAAAGCGGCAUCACACAACUGGCAUUAAAGUGAAUGUGUACGGAAAAUGUUUGCCGUUUCUGUUGGUCAGUGUCAAACAACACGGUCAGUACAAUGACCGGCUUCAUGAACACUGGGGUCGACAACGGAAGAGUAGAGAGCUGUGAAGCACAUUGUCAUCAUUGCUGAUCAUGUCAAACUACCUCUCUGAUGUUUUCGUGCAACUAAGGUGGCCCUGAGGAGGGAACAACAACCCACAGUUUGACCCAAUAAAAACACAUAAAACACCUGAAA
Molecule: messenger RNA, 2482 nt
Organism: Notolabrus celidotus (New Zealand spotty)
Lineage: Eukaryota; Metazoa; Chordata; Actinopteri; Labriformes; Labridae
Exons: 4
Coding region: 313-1170 (285 amino acids)
Molecular function (GO): sequence-specific DNA binding
Source: RefSeq, a predicted model, not a curated record